Molecule: messenger RNA, 1290 nt
Organism: Trichomonas vaginalis G3
Lineage: Eukaryota; Parabasalia; Trichomonadida; Trichomonadidae
Product: spectrin binding
Exons: 1
Coding region: 1-1290 (429 amino acids)
Molecular function (GO): protein binding
Source: RefSeq, a predicted model, not a curated record
AUGAUUAAAGAUCUUGAUGAUCUGCCUCCCGAGCAUCAAGAUCUUUUGGAGCUUAGUGAAAUGUUGUGGGAGGCUAAUGACACAAAUACGACUCGAAUACUAGAACUAGCUGUUAAUUUGGUUCAAAAUAAUCAAUUAACCAUCUUCAAUGUAUUAGCGAUGAUAGAUUAUAUAUGCUCAAAACGAAUAAAACAGCUUAACUUUUAUGAAAAUUUAUAUUCUGGUGUUAUAGCUGCACUAAAUUAUCAAAUCAAAACAAAGUUACGCUUUGAAUCCAAAUAUCUUCAAGCAUUAUUAGUAUUAAGAAGAAAAAUAAACUUUUAUGCACCUUCUGAAUUCGAAAAUUCUACAGAACAAGAAAUUUUAGAUAUAUAUCCACAAGGAACUCUUUCUCAUAUAAUUUUCUGGGAUAAAUUCGAUGAUUUACAGACUAUGAUAACCAAUACCGUCGAUUUUAAUAAUCAAAUGAUGAUAAAUAAAGAAUCGUUACUAGAUUUUUCUUCAAGAUGCGGAGCUAUUAACUGCUUUAAGUUCUUUGUAAAUAGUGGAUGCAAAAUUACUAAGGAAACAUUCAAAAAUUCGUUUAUUGGCAAUUGUUAUGAAAUAAUUCAUAUUUGUGAACGUAGUGUAGAAAUUACUGACUGGUGUAUACGACUAGCUGUUAAUAAUCAUCACAACGAGGUUGUCGAAUAUCUAGUUGAGAAAUAUGGAAUGACAUUUACUUGGAUGUCUCCUUUGAACAGUUUUAACUUCAAAUGCUUCUACGAGAAACUCAUAGGAGCUACUAAUAUAGAUGAAAUCGAUGCUACUGGCCACUCAGCGCUAAUGGCAGCAACAACUUGCGAAUUUGCUUCAAUUUGUAACCUUCUUCUUGAUAUGAACGCAAAUAUUGAACUUCCAGACUACAAUGGAAACACAGCCUUGUUUUUAGCAAUGAUGAACAAUCAUCCUCAUAUUGUCAAACUACUUUUAGAAAGAAGGGCAAAUGUGGAUGCAAUAAACAAUAGCUCAUUGACACCUCUUAUCGCUUCUAUCAAGUAUAAUAAGACAGAAUGCGCGGAAGUUAUUAUUCGGUACGUAUCAAACGUAAAUUAUUGCGAUAGUAAUGGCACAACGCCUCUCAUGUACGCAGUAAUUAAUAAUAAUAUAACUAUGGUUAGACUUCUGUUAGAAAAGAAUGCAAAUAUUGAAUUCACAACAAAUGAGAAAAAUGCUAUCUCUUUGGCUUCAAAAUUUAAGAAUGCAGAGAUACUAAAGAUGCUAACUGACCAUCAAAGAAGAACGAAAUAG